This is a messenger RNA of Plasmodium relictum, 4818 nucleotides long. RefSeq names its product repetitive organellar protein, putative (gene ROPE). The coding region runs from base 1 to 4818 and encodes 1605 amino acids. NCBI's taxonomy places the organism in Eukaryota, Apicomplexa, Aconoidasida, Haemosporida, Plasmodiidae. The transcript has a single exon. The record is from RefSeq and is a predicted model, not a curated record.
AUGGUAUUUAACUUUAAAAAUAAAAAAAAAGAAAAAGGAUCAGAUAAGUUAAAUAAAAGUUUUAAUAAUGAUAGUAAAAAUAAGAGCGAAAAUGAAAAAAGAGACAAGAAUAAUUCUUGGUAUAAAAAAAUAGUUGAUAAUACAAAAAAUAAAGAUAAAAAUGAAAAUAAGAAAGAAGAUAAUGAAGAUAAUAAUUUAAAAAUUAAAGAAAAAAAUCAUAAUCAUGAGUUAGAAGAGCAGCUUAGGGAGACAAUAAAAUCAAUAACAACAUUAUCAUCAAGAAUUGUUAGUUAUGAAUAUAAAAUUCAAGAAUUGGAAAAGGAAUUAAAAGAAGAAAAGAGCAAAAAAAUAGAUAACAAAUAUGAAAGUGAACUAAAAGAAAAAGAAAUUUUUGUUAGACAAAAAAGUUCUAUGUUAAAUGAAAAGGAAAAUCUUUUAAAAGAAAAAGAAUUAGAUAUAAAUAUGAGAGAAAAGAAAAUUAAUGACAAAGAAAAAUUAAUUUCAAAAAGAGAAGAAAAAUUAAAUAAUAUAGAAAUGGAAUACAUUGAAAAAAUAAAUGAAAAAGAAAGACUGGAAUUUGAAAUAGUUGAUAUAAAGAAAUUAGUGGAAAAAUUAAAUUUUGAUAUAAAAAAUAAAAAGGAAAAUUUAGAAACUAUUACUAACAAAGUUGUAUCAAAAGAAGAAAUUUUAAAGGAUCUGAAAGAACAUAUACAAGAAGAAAAUGAAAUUAUCAACUCUCUGAAGGAAAAGAUAAAUGAAAAAGAAAAAAUAUACCAAGAAUUGGAUACGAAAAUUGAAGAAAAAAGAGAGAAACUAGAGUUCUUAGAUAGUAGAGCUAAUGAAAAAGAAAAAUAUUUUGAGAAAAAGUCAAAGGAAUUACAAAAAGAGAAAAAUUAUAUUUUAGAAAAAUUAAAUUCAAUUAAAAUACGGGAAAAAGAUAUAGAAAAAAGAGAAAAUAAUUUCCUACAUAUGGAAAAUGAAUUAAAUGAUUUAAAAAAUAGUUUUUUAAAAAAUAACAGUCAACUAAAACUAUAUAGAGAAGAAAUAAAGAAUUUAAAUAACACAUUAGAAGAAAAAGAAAAAGAAUUAAUAGAAUUAAAAAACAUUCAUAAGGAUGAAAUAAGUUUUAUAAAAGAUCAAUUAAAAGAGAAAGAAAGAGAAAUAAUCAAUUUUUGCAGUAGUCACAAAGAUAUGAAUGAUUUAAAGGAUGAAUUAAAAAAAUCAGAAAAUGUAAAUAAAAGUGAAGAGAAUAACUUUCAUAAUAUAUUAAAAAUGAAAGAAAAUGAAAUAGAGAACUUAAAAAAUGAGUAUAAGGUAGAAAUUGAUAAUAUAAGUAAUGAAUUAAAUGAAAAAAAUAGAGAAUUUAUUGAAUUAAAAAACAAUUAUAUUAAUGAAAUAAAUAAUUUGAACGAUGAAAUGGAAGAAUAUGAGAAAAAAAUAAAUGAAUUAAGGAAUAAUUAUGAAAGUGAGAUAAAUAAAUUAAAAAAUGAGAUAGAAGAGAAAGAGAAUAAUAUUUCAGAAAUAGAAAAUAAUUACAAAAAUGAAAUAAAUGAUUUAAAACAAAAAAUAUUAGAUAAGGAUAAUAAUCUUAACAUAAACGAAGAAUUAUAUGGUUUAAGAAAUACAUUAGAUAUCAAAGAAAAAGAGUUGUUAGAAAAGAAUGAGGAUUAUAACAGAAAAAUAAAAAUGUUAAACGAUAAAUUAGAUAUGAAACAGAAAUAUUUUGAAGAAGAAUUAAAUGAUGCACUUAUAAAAUCACAUGAAAAACAGCAAAUUUUAAUUGAUCAAAUUGAUACUUUAAAAGAUUUUAAAUUAAAGAGUGAAGAACAUUUAAAAUUAUAUAAUGAUAAAAUACAGUUACUAAGUAAUAUCUGCAGAAUAUUUAAUAUAAAUUAUUACGAUGAAAUGAAAAAUAAUGAAUUAAUUGAAAAUAUUGAAGAAUAUAUAAAUAAAAAAGAUGAAACGAUAAAAAGCUUAAAAAUUAAAAUGAAUUCAAUUUAUGAACAAAAAAAGGAAGAAGGAAAUUUAAAGGAUGAAGAUGAAAUUAUGAAUUUAGGUGACUUAUUUGAAGAAGACACAUUUGACAAUAAGAAAAUAUAUAGUUUGAAAAGAAAAAUAGAUGAAUUAAAUGAAAAAUAUAAAGAGCUGAAAAAAAAAUAUAAAAAUGAUUUGCUUUUAAAAAAAAAAGAAGUAGAAGAUUCUCAUGAAAGAAUAUCCGAGUUGAAUAAUGAAAUUAAGAUUUUACAAGAUAAAAUCUUCCAAUACAAUAAAGGCGAUUUAGAAAUAAAAUUGGGUUCAUAUAUUAAUGAAAUUAAUGAUUUGAGUUCAUCUAUGAAUGAACUUAAAAUUAAGAAUGAUGAAGAAAAAAUAAAAAGAGACGAUGAAAUAAAGAGAUUAAAUGAAGAGCUAUUAAAAUACAAAUUUAUUUUGAACUCAAAAAGUUUAAAAGAUGAAAAUAAAGAUAUCAGAAAAUCAAAAAAAGAUAAUUUGAAAACUAAAAGUGAUAAUGAAUAUAAUUUUGACACUGAUAAGGGAAGUGAACACAAUUUGAAAAGUUUUUUAAGUUCACAAAUUGAAAAAUUAAAAAGAGAAAAUGAUACAUUAAAAAAAGACAAUGAAGAAAAAGAAUCAGCUAAUAUGAAUAGCAUUCAAAUUGAAAAAUAUAGGAAAAAAUUAAAAAAUGAUGAAAAAAUAAUUGAUGAAUUAAAAAAAAAAAUAUUUACCUUAAGUAGUGAAGUAAUGAAACUUAAAAAUGUUAAAAAUGAAUUGUCUGAAAAAAAUAACGAUACAGUGAAAGGAGGAGAGAAAAAAAAGAAGAGGGAAUUAGAAAAAUUACAAAAAGAAAUAGAAAAAUUAAAGGAAGAUAAUAAUAAUUUGAAAAAUCGUGUACAUGAACUGAAAAAAGAAUUUCAUACUAAAGAAAAUAAUUAUAUUAUUAAAAUUAAUGAAAGUAAGAAUAUAAUAGAAAAUUUAAAACAAGCAAUUAACGAAAAUGAAAAUGAUAUCAAAAAUGUAGAAGAUGAGAAAAAAAAUUAUAUAAAUGAAAUAAACAAUUUAAAAGACAAAUAUGAAGUAUUAAAAUUAAAAUAUGAUGAAUUAAAUAAAAAUUUUAUUUCAUUAAAUAGUUUUUCUAAAAAUGAAGAAAAUGAGAAUCAAAUACAAAAUAAUAAAGUAUAUAGUGAUGAAAACAGAAAAAUCCAUACUACUAAUGACAGUAAUGAAAUACAUUUAAAUAAUGAUGAAACAAUUAGUAUGGAAUAUUCUAAAAAGGAUUUAAUAAAACUAAAUGAGAAAAAUACUCACGAAGAAAAAAGGAAAUGUAUAAUUAGUAAUCAUAGUUAUAAAAAAAAUAAUGAGGUAAUAAUAAAUAACUAUGAAAAAGAGAUAAAACAUUUAAAAGAAGAAAUAAACAAAUUAAGUUUAUUAUACAGCAGUGAAUUAAACGAAAAGAACAGUUAUGAUAUAAAAAUAAAAGAUUUAGAUAACAAAUUAAAAGAAUUACAAGUAAAGGACAAGGAAAAUAUAGAGAUAAUAAUAUCUUUAACAAAAAAAAAUGAGCAAUUGAAAAUAAAAAAUGAUAAAUUAAAAUUAACUAAAUCAUCAAAAAGUGAAACUUCUUUAAAUUUAAAUAAUAAUAUUGAAAAUAAACUAAAUACGGAAAUCGAUGGAAAAAUGAAAAUUAAUAAAUAUACUGAUGACAUAAGACCAAUUAAAACAUAUAAAACAUUUUUGCUAGAACCAAAAGAAAAUGCAUACUUAUCAGAAAGCAUUAAUAAAUUAGAAGAAAAUAAUUUUCGUUUAAUGAAAAUUAUUAAUGAAAAUAAAAAUAUGCAUAGUGACAAAAUAGUUGGGUCAUAUUUUUAUUCUAAAAAUGUAGAAAAUUUAUGUAAAGUAGAGAAUAUAAAUACUCAUAUAGAAAAUGCUAAUGAAAAUAUUAUUAUAGUUAUAUGUGUUGUUUUAAAAGAAAUAAUUAACUUCUUAUUUUUAAAUGAUAAUUUUGUUGAUAUAUUUGAAAAUAUAAACAAGAACAUAUGGAAGCACAUGUUUAUACCUGAAGAAAUUAAGUCUUUUGUUCUAAAAUAUUUUAAUUUUUUAAAUAAAAUAAGGAAUUAUGUAAAAAGAUUAAAUGAUAAAUUUAACAGAGAAAAAUAUGAUAAUUCAUGGUUUUUAUUUCAAAAUUAUUUUGAAAAAUCCAGUGAUAUAAAAGAUGAAAUGAUAUAUUUUUUUUUAGAAAAAAAAAAUGAAAUUCCUAAUAAUAAUACAAAAGAAAAAAAAAUUACCGAUAUAUUAAAUUUUUCUAAAGAUGAAAUAAGGCUAAAAACAAUAGCACAAUUAAGAAAAGAAUUAAGUUUUGAAAAAAAAUCUAAAAAAAUAUUAAAUCAUGAUUAUCACAGCUUGCUAUAUAAAUACGAAGAAACUGUAAAAAAAUUGAAGAAAGUAAAACAUAUGAUAAGAGAAUUAAAUUUAAUUGAAACUUACAAGAAUUAUAGCAUGAAUAGUAAAUUAGAUAUAGAUUCAGAAGCUAGUAAUGAAAAUAUUUAUAAUUUAACAAAAAAUGAAGAUAUUAAUAAAAAUUAUACUUUAUCUAAUAAUAAAACAAAAUUAACAAAUAGAGAAAACAACUUAAUUAAUCAAAUAAAUAUUUCGAAACAAAAUGAAAUUUCAAGUGUAAAUAAUAAUAUUAUAUAUAAAAACAAUAUAAAUAAUUUUGAAAAAAUAAAUCGAGCAAAUAUUCAUAUGAAAAAAAAUAAUAACAUUUUUAAUGAAACUCUUGAAAGAAAAAAUAUAAAUUUUAUUCAUAAAAAUCCGUUCUACUAA